UUUACGGCGGCGUUUUUGUGAGGCGGAACUGGGUCCUUUUCUUAGUUAUCAUGUGACGGGUUCUGAAUUUAAUGGGGGGGAAAGUGUGUAAAAGGACAAGGAUCCAAACUGGCGAGUUUCCUGACCUUCGUGACCCUCUCUGUUCUCCCGCCAGCCGCGCUGCCUGGUGAGUCAAAAGUCCCACCGUGCCUCGGGUAUUUUUCCCUUUUUUCGACCCUGCAACAGCCUCUUUAAACUGUUUAAAUGAGAAUGUCCUUGGCUCAGAGAGUACUACUCACCUGGCUUUUCACAUUACUCUUCUUGAUCAUGUUGGUGUUGAAACUGGAUGAGAAGGCACCUUGGAACUGGUUCCUCAUAUUUAUUCCAGUCUGGAUAUUUGAUACUAUCCUUCUGGUCAUGCUGAUUGUGAAAAUGGCUGGGCGAUGUAAGUCUGGCUUUGACCCUCGACAUGGAUCACACAACAUUAAAAAAAAAGCCUGGUACCUCAUUGCAAUGUUACUUAAGUUAGCCUUCUGCCUCGCACUCUGUGCGAAACUGGAACAAUUUACUACCAUGAAUCUGUCCUAUGUCUUCAUUCCUUUAUGGGCCUUACUGGCUGGGGCUUUAACAGAACUUGGAUAUAACGUCUUUUUGGUGAGAGACUGAUUUCUAAGUACAUCAUCUCAUUUCUGUUGCUGUUCAAAAUCUUUGCAAGCCUCAAGAAUACCAGAGAACUGAGGGAAAAUACCAAAUGUAGUUUGUACUGCUUCCAAAAAACAGGAUUGGUAAAUUACGAACUUCUAGUCAACCCAAAGCUGAAUUAUUCAAUAUUUGAGUUAUUGAUACCCUUUCUGUCCCUAUGUAAAUAAAGUUUGUUUUUGAGCUCA
This is a messenger RNA of Castor canadensis (American beaver), 866 nucleotides long. It is a transcript of the gene Tmem60, whose product is annotated as transmembrane protein 60. Lineage: Eukaryota; Metazoa; Chordata; Mammalia; Rodentia; Castoridae. The record is from RefSeq and is a predicted model, not a curated record.